Cynara cardunculus var. scolymus (artichoke) is the source of this 2062-nucleotide messenger RNA. Its product is annotated as calmodulin-binding protein 60 A-like. The record is from RefSeq and is a predicted model, not a curated record. Gene Ontology annotation, biological process: regulation of salicylic acid biosynthetic process. Gene Ontology annotation, molecular function: DNA-binding transcription factor activity; sequence-specific DNA binding; calmodulin binding. The transcript is spliced from 8 exons. NCBI's taxonomy places the organism in Eukaryota, Viridiplantae, Streptophyta, Magnoliopsida, Asterales, Asteraceae. Gene Ontology annotation, cellular component: nucleus. The coding region runs from base 25 to 1695 and encodes 556 amino acids.
CCACCGCCGGUGGCUCCGGUAAUCAUGUCGCAGAAGCGCCAGAAGCAGGAUGAUGUCCAUACUUCACUGCAUGAGGAACAGGAACACGAACAGGAACGACACUCGUAUUCUGAUGCUGGUGGCAGUCGUAAACGUCCUUCUUUCAGAAAUGCAGUGCUGGAGGUGAUGAAGUUCUGUACCAUCCACAAGUAUGUUGAGCCGGUCUUGGAGCCCUUGAUCCGUAGAGUGGUGAGAGAGGAAGUUGAAGUGGCAUUGGAAAAACAUAUGGCUAACAUGAAGUGGGGUUGUGAGGACGAGAUAGAAUCUGUUCUCCCACGAAGCUUACAAUUACAGUUCCUAAGUUCUCUUUCUCUCCCAGUUUUUACUGGAACCCGUAUCGAAGGGGGGGACUGCAAUAUGCUAAAAGUAGCGUUAAUCGAUGCUCAUACCGGGAAAACAGUUUCCAGCGGGAUUGAGUCAUCAGCAAAACUGGAAAUAGUGGUUCUUGAGGGAGACUUUGAUGACGAUGUAGAUGACAAUUGGACACUUGAAGAGUUCAGUGCAAACAUUAUUAGGGAGAGGCGAGGGAAGAAACCACUUCUUUCUGGAAAUGCACUUUUAAAUCUCAAAGACGGCAUAGGUCUAGUGGGUGAUCUUUACUUCACGGAUAAUUCAAGCUGGACAAGGAGCCGUAGAUUCAGGCUGGGAGCACGAGUUGUGGAUAAUUGUGAUGGAAUCAGAGUGAGAGAAGCGAAGUCAGAAUCGUUUGUUGUCAGAGAUCAUCGUGGGGAAUUAUACAAGAAACAUCACCCCCCCUAUCUGUCUGAUGAGGUAUGGAGACUGGAAAAAAUCAGCAAGGACGGAGCUUUUCACAAGCGGUUGCACAAGGAAAAGAUCAAAACAGUGAAAGAUUUCUUAGUUCUUUUCUUCCUGGACCCAGAAGGGCUUCGACAUAUCCUCGGCCCUGGUAUGUCUACAAAAAUGUGGGAAGUUGUGGUGGAGCAUGCUACAAGAUGUGUGUUAGAUGAUAACAAGUUGUACUUGUAUUGUCCUCAAUCUCAGAAAAGGGAUGGCGUUGUGUUUAAUCUCGUGGGACAAGUCCUUGGACUUAUUUCAGGUGGCAAGUAUGUUGUUUCCGACAAGCUCUCUGAAACCGAAAAGACCGAAGCCCACAAGUUGGUGAUAUCUGCAUUUCACCACUUGGACAAAGUUCUUUCCUAUGAUGAUGAAGCUUCUCUUAGAGCUGGUACUUGCUCUUUAACCGAAGAUCUUUAUCCCUCAGACACCCAAAUGAUAUCAGGAAAUCCCGAAGCCAAUGAUUCCCUUCAGAAAGACCGAUUUGAUUACCCACAGAUGACAACUCCAUCCCUCUAUUCAGUUGGUGACAUGAGUAGCUUGGGUGAAUAUGGCUUGAACCACAUGGGCUCUAUCGAUGUUGGGUUUGAUCAGCCAAUAGACUUCCAAUGCCAUGUGGAUAACACCUUGAUUUGUGACCCUGGCUCAUCGAUGCAUCUGCAGUAUCUUGGCACUUCUUCUCCUGGUUAUCUGCAGUGUGCAGUUGACAGGUUUUUAUUUCCCUGUUCGGCCAUUGGCAAAGCUCAGAGGAGAUGGAAGAUCGUGUCGAGUGUCGUAAAAUGGUUCUCGCUCAUGUUGGAGAUACGCAAGGGAGAUAUAUCAUCAAAUGCUCAAAUGAUGGAUGAAAAUGCCCGGUUUUAGAGAGACACAGAAGUUCAAAUUCAUGGUUUCGUGCGUAUAUACAGCAGGGUUUUGCUGUUCUAAGGUUCGAUUUGGCUCUCUACUCGAAUCCAUGAUCCGGAACAUCGACAAUGAUGUUGGAUUGCUGGUUCAAUGGUCUACGGGAACUCCCUUUGGCCAACUCUAAUCACCCGACAACACGGUCAGUUUGAGCUCAUAAUCCACUUCGACGUUAAAGGUGACACCAUCGAAAAGGGUAAAAGUUGGUUGUUAUAGCAAGACAACAUGCAUGUACAUAUUGUUUUUGGUCAUUCAUGUUUAUCUUCUAUUUAUGUGUCAAUUGUUAUUUUAUAAAAUUCUUCGGACUCGUGGGUCUCUUCAGGUCUAA